GAGAAGGGAGGAGAGGAAGAAAAGGAGAAAAAACGAAAGAAGACGGGUCAAAAUAAGAUAAGACAGAAGACUUCGCUAAGGCAAAAUCCAGGUGAAAGUCGAGGUAAAAGACUGAAAGCGAAGGCAUGAAGGUGUCACGAUUCAUUACAGAUAAAUAAAGCCAUUGUGGAAAGAGGAAGAGGAGUCACUAUGAAGCUGAAUGAGCGCAGUGUGGCUCACUACGCCACGUGUGACUCUCCUCCAGACAAAACCGGAUUCUUGUUUAAAAAAGGUGAGCGUAACACGGCCUAUCACCGCCGCUGGUUUGUGCUCAAGGGGAACAUGCUGUUUUACUUUGAGGAGCGGGACAGUAAAGAGCCCAUCGGGGUCAUUGUGCUGGAGGGCUGCACCGUGGAGCUCUGUGAGUCUGCGGAGGAAUUUGCCUUCGCCAUAAAAUUCGACUGUGCCAAAGCUCGAAUCUACAAGAUGGCAGCGGAGAACCAGGUUGCCAUGGAGUCGUGGGUGAAGGCGCUGUCCAGGGCCAGCUUUGACUACAUGCGGCUGGUGGUGAAGGAGCUGGAGAGGCAGCUGGAAGAGGUCCAGGAGGCCCAGGGGGGCAUGGCCUGUAAACCCAAGUCCAUCAGAAAGAACCAGGCUCUGCGCUCCAGGUCAGGUGCCUCCUCAUCAUCCUCCUCUUCCUCUUCUCUCUCCUCCGCCUCCAGUGCUACGGCCUCUGCCCCAAAGGGUGCCCAGGACGAGCCCCCGUGCAGGGAGAACGGAGUGGCCUGGACCAGAGGUUCUGUCGCUGUGUCUAACGGGUCCAUAGAGGGGACAUCGUCCUGCGCGUCCUGGGACGGCAGUGAGGACUCUGGGAUUCACAUGAGCGCAGGGGCAGACGGGGUGAGAGCGCCCCCUGUGCCCCCUCGGAGGAGAGGCGCUUCACUGGAGAGCCCCUUCUCCCCCGGGACGGGCUGCUUCUCAAAGCUCCAUGACUGGUACGGCAAAGAGGUGCAGGAGCUGAGGGCAGAGUGGUUAGAGAGCCAGUAACAGCACUGUGUCACUUUAUGUGUGCUAUUAUCAUUACUAUCAUUCCAACACAGACAUUCUGCCCCUCUGAACAUCAGUGAAGGGAAAGAUCUGAAUGUGAGACCUCUAUUGUGCCAAUUAUUAUUUUUGAUUCUGUUUUUCUAUGUUACAAAGAAUCAGUGAACCUGUGUCUUUACCAAGUUAUAAUCAGACAUUCUAAGGAGCAAAAGUCAAGAGCUAAUAUUCAGUCACUGUCACAUUCCCAAGUUUUUAUUUGUAUUUUUAGUUGGUAAUAUUUCCAACACGAUACAAUCAGACCAAUCGUGAACUCUUCAAGUGGUUUUGUAUUUGUGCUGUGGAAAUCCAACACAAUUCAACCAGACUUCAUUACUGGACCAACACUGACCACUGCAAAUCUAUAGUCAUAGAUCUCUGUGGUAUCUUCGUUUGAGCUUUUGUGUUCUAUUUGCAUUUUUGUACUUUUAUACUAUUCCAACGUUACUUUAAAAGCGCACUAAGCAACUUUUCUAGCGGAGGGCCCACUAUCUGCCUGUCUCCAUGGAGAUGUUAUUACUUUGCCUGGAAUGAUCUGCAGUAUGGCAUUAAACAUAUCUAAUCUAAACUGAUCUCUCCUGGUCAGGCCAAGUUACAGGUCAGUAUGUCCCAAAUCAAAACACUCGUAAUGAAACGGAUGCACUAUGGAUACGUUUAAUGCCAUAUUGCAGAAUAUUCCUUCAUCUCCAUGGAGACAAUAAAAAGACAAGACAAGAAAAGUUCCAUAUCUGCAUCUGUAACAUUACGAUUAUGGAGGAAAAAUGACCAAGUUAUAACAUGUUUUGACAGAACACCAAUGAGAGAAUGGGAGAAAAACUCAAAAGACUGCAGUUAUUUAGGUAAUAAAAUAUAGCAGUAACAGUUUUAUUGAAACAUAUUUGGAAAUACAUGGGAUUCUUGAAUUAGUUUAACAGUUCAUAUUUCAUUUAAAGAUCAACUGAUAUAUUGAGCCGAUAUUUGGCCUUUUUAAGUGCAUGUAUUCCAACAGUGUUUUUUGACAGAUUUGUGUUUUCAUUGAAUUAUUAACAGAAAUAGAGUUUUUCCUUUUACUAUGAAUAAGAAACACUCAUUUGUCAGUCAUCCGUGCCAACAGAGAUUUAAUUGUGUACAUGUGAUUCACAUUUUUAUGUUUUUUCUAUCUUGAGUCUUGUUUAUCCAAGCUUAGGGCUAUCGCCUUAAAUCUCUAGCACAAGCCGAUAUUUUGUUUUGGCUGAUUUGCAGCCUAAAAGCACACAUAAAGAUUUAAUACACAGAGAUAGCUGCGCAAAAAAAAGGAGUUUGGAGGAGUUUUCAGAAAAUUUAAAUUACAUCAUUUGGGAAAAAUUAUGAAAAUCGGCCCAAAAUAUCGGCCCCAAAAAUAUCAGUAGAACUUGCUCUGAAUUCCAAUCAACCGUUAUCAGCUAUGAAAAACCCAAAAUGGUCCAUCUCUAAUUUCAAUCCUCUCACAAAUAUUAAUGCUUCUGGAGUUGUAGUUUCACUCUGAGCAGAAUCCUACUUUUUGAACUUUUUUUUUAAGUGCCCGAAUGUAUGCAGCCCUAGUUGAAAGUGUCCACCUUCCCCCUUUAUAUAGAGGAUUCUGCCAGCUCUGAGUGGAACCAGUCUGGGUCGUGAACAUAAGACCCCAAUGCCUCCCCAGACACUUUGCAGCAGAGGUUGUGUAAUUGCUAAUGCCCGAGAAUGCCCCAAAGACCCUGGGUGACUGUGGUGAAAGCACUGUGUCUCACCCUGAGGCAGUUGUGGAGGUAUUUUUAGCCCCCGUUGGCCAUUAGCUGUUAGCCAGACAUUCUCCAUUCUCACUGAAGAGCCCCCACUGCCCUGGAACUUGUAGCAUUUGACACCCAUUUUGUACCUCUUUUAUAAAGUCAUUUUGUUACAUUACUUCCUGUUCAUGGGAGACAUUUUGAGUGCUUUUCCCCAUUCAGAAACUGUAAUAUUUUGUUUAAAUUGUUAAUUGCCAUGGCAACAGUUCUAAUUUUUCAUCAUUUCUGUUCAUAGCUGACAUUUUGAGUACUUUUCCCCAUUGAAAAGAAGAUAAUUGGUUUUGAAUUAUUAAUUUCUAUGGCAACAGUACUUUUUCCAAGUCAUUUGUAUUAACAAGUCAAAACAAAAUAUUAUAUUUUGAGAAUGGCACCGUAGAACAGGAUUCUGAAACUCAUGAAUAUGUGAUAUUUUGAGAUAAUUAGUUUUGAAUUGUUAAUUUCAAUGGCAACAGUGCUAAUAUCAUUUUUUAUCACAGUGAAACCUAUUGUGGGGAUAUGUGAUAUUAACUAAAUUAUAAUUUUUUUAAUUUUUGUUAUUCCUCCUGAUAACAAUUAGGUGAUUCGUAUUUGACGAAUCACCUAGUACCUUUUUGUACCUUGAUGAGUAUUUUUAGCCCAUUAGCCGUUAGCCAGAUGAUGCUUUGUCACAAAACACUUCAGUUCUCCAUUCUCACUUAGGAGUCCCCUCCCCUGGAAUUUGUAGCAUUUAACACCCAUUUUGCACCUUUUUUUCCCCAAGUCAUACUCAUGGGUAACAGCUUCCUGUUUUUAGGUGACAUUUUGACAACUUUUUCUCAUUCAAAUUAUAUAACACAUAAUAAAAUAACCCAUAGAUUGUUUAAUGUUAAAUAAUAAGCUAAAUUUUGAGUACUUUCCCCAUUCAAAGGCUAUAAUAUUUGGUUUUAAAUCUUUAAUUGCUAUGGCAACAGGUUCUAAUUUUCUUCAUUCUGAAACCCAUGAAUAGCUUGAUAUUCAUGUGUUUCAGCUUCCUGUUUACAGGUGAGAUUUUGAGUACUUCUUCCCAUUCAAAAGAUCUAAUAUUUUGAUUAAAAUUGUUAAUUGCUAUAGCAACGGUUCUAAUUGUUCUUCAUUCAGAAACCCAUGGAUAGUUUAAUAUUCAUGGCUUUCAGCUUCCCGUUUAUAGGCAACAUUUUGAGUAUUUUUUCUCCCAUUCAAAUUAUACAAUAUUUUGAUUCAAACUGUUAAUUGCAAUGGCAACGGUUCUAAUGAUUCUUCAUUCUGAAACCCAUGGAUAGAUUGAUGUUCAUGGGUUUCAGCGCCAAAUUUUGAGUACUUUUCCCCCAUUCAAAUAAGAAAAUAUUUGGCUUUAAAACUUAAAUGGCUAUGGCAACAGUGCAAAUUUAAAUUUAAAUCACACUGAAAUCCGUGAAAAGGGAUGUGUGAUAUUGCCAAAAACUAGUAUUGCUUUUAUAAACUUCUGAUAACUAUUACAUGGUAUAUAUUGUUGCAGUCUGUCCAAAAUGUACUUAAAAACCCCAGUCUUAUGUUGACCUCUAGGUUUAAUGAUGGGUUCCAGAUCAUUUAAAAAUGAACAGUUUUUGAUACAAACAAUUUUUCAUAUGUUCAAAACUACAGUUGUAUUAUGUCUUUGCAAAUGAUACUUUGCCCAUGUUUAGCUUGUUACAUCCAUAGACUGUCUCACUAUUUGGCCUUUUGGGUUACUGUUUUUAUCACAUUUUUGCGUUUGUCUUAAUAUGUUUUGACCAGAUUCACAUGAAGCCGAUAUCUUACUGUGCCUUAUAAUUUCCCUAUGCACUUUUACUGUCUAUUUUCCUCUUAUGUAUGAUGUGUUUUUCUCCAUCGUUCUACUGUUUGACAAUGGCUCAGUGUCUUCAAUCACAUUGUUGCUCAGCACUACAAUUACUGUCAAUCAUUUUACUUUUUGAAAAGAGAAUGUAAACAACUUGGUACUGAAUUCUACAAAGGUACACUAUGUAACUUUUUGUUUUCUAUAAGUUUAUUCAAUAAUAGUUCAGCUAAUAGGUAGCAUUUGUCCAUUGAUCAGAACAUUGACGGUUCGAAUCCCACUCUCUACAUAAACAUCAUUGUUAGAGCGGUCAGAUCCACUAUUCCAAAGAAGGUGGAGCAAUUCCGGUUCCCACAGAUGAAUACUGCCGUUGUGUUCUUGGGAAGACACUUAAGCCACCUCAUCCCCAGUGUCCCUGUACACUGGUGUAUGAAUGCGUGUGUGGUUCCUUGAUGUAAAGAGCUUUUACCAUCCAAGGAGAUGUUGUUGUUUUGCCAAUAUGUGAUUAAACUUGGCAAUCACCAUGGAGACAAAGUGACUCCACCAAACCAAUUUAUUUUGACAAUAAAAUCCCUGUAAUUAAAUACAUGGGAGUUGUUUUAAGUUUAUACCAUUCUGUGAUAAGAUUUUUAUGAGACAAGUAGGUGACAGAUCCUCUACAAGAAAAGUUAUACAGUGUACCUUUAAUUUAACCACAAUUGCAGCAAAGUUUGCUUUUUGACAAUUAAGCUUUCAACAACAAACGUGAGCCAAGAGAAAAUAAGGCAUUCCUAUUUAAGUGUUUCUAAGGUACUGUAUUCUUAAGCAAUCAUGUGUACUAAUGUUUAAAAUUCUCAAUAAACAUCUACAAUUCUCGUUUGU
Messenger RNA from Periophthalmus magnuspinnatus, 5448 nucleotides. RefSeq names its product PH domain containing endocytic trafficking adaptor 1 (gene pheta1). Gene Ontology annotation, cellular component: trans-Golgi network; recycling endosome; early endosome. The record is from RefSeq and is a predicted model, not a curated record. The coding region runs from base 190 to 1026 and encodes 278 amino acids. The transcript has 3 exons. Lineage: Eukaryota; Metazoa; Chordata; Actinopteri; Gobiiformes; Gobiidae. Gene Ontology annotation, biological process: endosome organization; receptor recycling; retrograde transport, endosome to Golgi.